GACCGCAAGCCAUCCCGAUCGGCCGGCCCGGGUUCCUUGCGCCUUUUGCUCGAGAAAAUGGCCUUCUAACCGCAGCCUCAUGGCCCGGGCAGCCCCCGUGUAAUAUUCCAAAGCUGGAAACCCAAAGAUGUGAAGAAAAGAACACAGUACCAACCUUGCAGAAAGGUUCAGAGAUCAAAUCUUUGUUCCUUCUUCUUUCAAAAAAAAAAUCUUUGUUCCUUCGUUCUUUACCGCUUUAUGUUGGAUAACCAACUAACCAAGAACCUAAAGAUUUUUUUUUAAAAUGGCUACCACCUGCUAUGUUUCAAUAUUUGUCAUUAAAUCAUUAUUUGACCAGGAUAUAAGUUUAUUUGGUAGGUAUAAAUAUGGCCUGUUGGUUAAGGUGGUGGUUGAAACAAGUUGGUUUCAUCGCUUGAAAAAUAGUAAAAAAAAUAGUGCAAAAAGUGGUCCUCAAAGUUGUGGUUUGGUGUAAUGCAAAAAAAAAAUGUCAAUAGAAAAGAACCGGAUUAGUGGACUUGUAGCUCAGUCCUUUACCUUUGCAGCUCGCAGAAGAAAGACACGUACGCUCUGCCACUUUUGUUGGGUUGGUUUGGUUGCUUGCGUGACCGUGUGUUCGUGUUCCCCCCAUUUGCAUAUAAGCAUGGGCUCGUCACACUUCACAAGCCUUGGCCUUGGCCUUUCCCUCAUCAGCUAAUUGCUUGGACCCUUGCACCAGCUACAAGUUGAGCCAGCAUCCGAGAAGCUACCACUACUAGCUGCUCCGGCUCAGCUCAGCUCAGCUCAAAAGGCGUCGGGGUUUAGUGCACGAGAUGAGCAGCGCGUUGCCCGGGGCAGACUGGGCAACGAGCAGCAGGAGCAGGAGAUGCUGCUGUUAGGAUUGGCCGCGGGCCUCGCCGUCGCCGGGGAGGUCAAGAAGCAGGACGACGGCGGGGCGUCCUCCGGCGGCCAUGGCUCGAGGAUUGGCCCCGCGGUGGUGUUCGUCUUGGUGAUAGUGGCCGUCGUGCUGCUCGUGUCCGGGCUGCUGCAUCUGUUGGUCAGGUGCUUGCGCCGGCGCGGCCGCGCGCGCGAGGGGGCGGAGGGUGGCGCUGACGGGGUGGGCGGCGGCGGGGAGGAGUCGGCGCUGCAGAGGCAGCUGCAGCAGCUGUUCCACCUGCACGACGCCGGGCUGGACCAGGACGUCAUCGACGCGCUCCCGGUGUUCCUGUACCGGGAGGUGGUGGGCGCCGGCGCCAAAGAGCCGUUCGACUGCGCGGUCUGCCUGUGCGAGUUCGCCGGCGAGGACCGGCUCCGGCUGCUGCCGCUGUGCGGGCACGCGUUCCACAUCGACUGCAUCGACACCUGGCUGCUCUCCAACUCCACGUGCCCGCUCUGCCGGUGCGCGCUCGGCGCCGACGCCGCCGCGCUGCUCAGCGCGUUCGGCGACGGCGGCGGGUGGAAGCAGGAGGACGCCGUGCUCCCGGUGCGACUCGGCAAGUUCAAGAACCUGUCCAGGGCGGCGCCCGUCCCCGUCCACGACGGCGCCGGCAUUGUGACCAGGGAGGCCGGCGAGACGAGCAGCAGCAGCCUCGACGCCAGGCGGUGCUACUCCAUGGGCUCCUACCAGUACGUCCUCGCCGAGGCGAGCCUGCAGGUGUCCGUCCACAGGAGGCACGGCGACGGCCAUGCCAGGGCGGGGGCCAGGCUCAGAGGCGCCGGCGCCAACCCCGCCGCCGCGGGCACCGAGGGGAAGAGGAUCGGCGCCGGCAGCAAGGGCGACAGCUUCUCGGUGUCCAAGAUUUGGCAGUGGCCGCGGAACGGCAAGGGGAAGCUGCCCGUGCUCGCGUCCGACGACUCGCCGGCGAUGAACGGCCGGUUGCCGUGGCAGAGGCGGAGCCCCGGGGAUUCGUGACACAGAGAAAACGUGUGUGGUGGUGCGUGCUCCGGACUUGCUUGAGCCGAUUUGGCUCGCCCUUUUAACCGGUGAAUCUGUUCAUAGCCAUUCGUUCCUCUUACAAAAUCGCAUUUGCGUGUGGUGCCGGUGAUCUUAGCUUUCUAGGUGCACGAUGAUCUUUGUGUGUGUCUAUGCGCGGAUUAUACUUUGUUCAUUUGCCAUUCGCCCAGCUACUCUGCUCACGUUUCAGUGACACUUGACACUUAUUUAUUUAUUUAUGGCGAGGACACUGCUGGGGAAGCAGUCAGUAUUAGUUUUAA
Panicum hallii is the source of this 2190-nucleotide messenger RNA. RefSeq names its product RING-H2 finger protein ATL46-like. The record is from RefSeq and is a predicted model, not a curated record. The coding region runs from base 863 to 1888 and encodes 341 amino acids. Lineage: Eukaryota; Viridiplantae; Streptophyta; Magnoliopsida; Poales; Poaceae. The transcript has a single exon.